GCCUGGCGGAGGGGGGACAUGCUCCUGUGAGGUAGUUCCAAGCCUUCUCCACCAUAACUCACUUCGGGGCGCCUCUUCUUCUCCUCACCCCAUCAUUUACUGAGUGAAUUGUCGGGAUUGAGCACUCGUCUUCCCCCAUCCCCAUCCGAAAUAGUAAUCACUGGCAACAUGAUGUGAGUUAGGUUUAUUUUAGCAGGCAACCAUGUCAGUGAGGCCUCAAUUGGAAACAUUUAAUAAUAUGAAAAUACACUACAGGCGUAGAAAGCAAUGAGGUUGCAGAAUGUAGAAGAAAUAUGAGAAAAGUACAAGCAACAAUUUGGAAAGAAUGACGGAAAGUGAAAUUUUUCCCCACGAUACAACUGUGUUUUUGGCAAAGUCAUACGAAGACAUCAUGGAAUAUGCUGUGGAGCGGGGAGUUUCUGACAAAAUGCGCAUUAUCACAUUACAAGUAGUCAACAUGGAUGAACACAUCCAGCCCAGCCUGACUGAGGUCAACUUGACAAUGAACCAACAAGGAACUGAAAUGAUUCCAAAUGGGCUGAGACAGGCGUUGGGUGGUGAGGGUGAGAUCAUGCACACUCUUCCACUCCCUGAAGGAGUACAAGUUUUUAAGGUAGGGCCAAAUGGAGAGAUGCAGUGCAUUGAGAGAAUGGAACUGGAUGCAGCCCAUACUCCGGAAGAAUGCGUAGACACAGUGAUAGACCAAUACCACGAACCUCUUGUCAAGAAAGAGAAAAGUAGUGUGCAGUGUGGUAUACAAAUUGAGAAUAAUACAGAUGUGACCAUUCAUCAUUGUAGAGGCAGACAGCUGGAGGGUCUACAACCAGAUGUAUCUGUUGAAAAAACUAUUAGUCCUGCUAGACUUAACAAAAUUAAGAAGAAAGAUGUUAAGAAGACAUUUCAGUGUAAACUAUGUUCUUAUACAUUUACACAACGGUCUAAUCUAGACCGUCACAUGAGAAGCCAUUCAGAUGAGCGGCCACACAAAUGUCACCUUUGUGAAAAGGCUUUUCGAACCAUCACCCUUCUGCAAAACCAUAUAAACACUCAUACAGGCACUAGACCACAUAAAUGCCCUGACUGUGCUAUGGCAUUUGUUACGAGCGGUGAGGUGGUGCGACACAGACGUUACAAGCAUACCCAUGAAAAGCCCUUCAAAUGUUCAAUCUGCGAUUAUGCUAGUGUUGAGGUAAGUAAACUGAAGCGACACAUCCGUUCUCACACAGGGGAGCGUCCAUUCCCGUGCACAUUCUGCAGCUAUGCUAGCAGAGAUACAUACAAGCUGAAGCGACAUAUGAGAACUCACUCAGGUGUCCAUUUACGAAAGCAGCAUUCCUACACAAGCUCGAGCAUGAAGUGUCGUUACUGUGAAGCUACUUUCCAUGAACGCUAUGCACUCAUCCAACACCAAAAGACGCACAGGAAUGAGAAACGUUUCAAGUGUGACCAGUGUGAUUAUGCAUGUAAACAGAAACGUCACAUGAUAAUGCAUAAACGUAUCCACACCGGAGAAAAGCCAUUCAGCUGCUCCCAGUGUGAUAAGCAGUUCAGACAGAAGCAGCUUCUGGACUUGCAUUUCAAGAAGCAUCACGAUCCAAGUUUCAUCCCAGAGGCAUACAUUUGCUCCCAGUGUUGUAAGAGCUUUACUCGCAAGAAUGUCAUGAAAAGGCAUGCUGAGAGAUGUGGCAAUGUGACAAUACAAGAUGGAAGUGCAAUGUUUAUGCCAAAGAAAAGGAGGAUCAAGAAGAAUAAAUUGGAGUACAAACACAAUGCUGAAGCAAAAGGAGAUGAACCUCCAGUUGGACUUGAGACUCAACAAUCCAUUGAAGUAACUGAUGACUGUCACAUCAAGAAUGAUGUCACAUCACCGACUAAAACAAAUGUGAUUAAAAGGAAAAAAAUGGUUAAAGGAAAAUCAGCUGGAGUGAAGUUGGAGCCACAGGAGUUUGCAGGCAGUGUUUCUAACCACACAGUUGAGAUCAUACCAGUUGACAGCAACAAAGAGCUAACCACAGUGAAUGGUCAGUGCAAAAAAACAAUCACCCCUGAGAUGAUCCUGAAACGAAUGGUCUUGUAAGGCACCAUCUCCAUUCCUAUGUUACUUUAGUUUUAUAGAAGUAGUUUAGGAGAUGAUUCUAUGAAGAAAAGAUCAUCAACUGGACAAAGGACUAAAAUGAUUUUUUAAAUACCUUAGGGAUGGAUAUAGGAUGGUUGAUUCUCAAGUUAGCAUGUUCAGUGUAUCACAAUAAGGGACAAGAUUGUUAAAAGUGAAAAGAACCUGUAAAAAAAAAUUAAGUCAGAAUUUGUAAAAUAAUGCAGAGCAAUGUUUGAAAGCUAGAAUUGUGGUACACAUAUUUCUGAGUUGAUGUUUUAAUUCAUAUCUUGUUAAGUGAAUAAUGUUAACAGCUUGUGUAUUCUAAUUCUCUCAUGUCUAAGCAUGUUCUUGGAGCCUUGUUGCAGCCCAAGACCAGUCCCAGCCAAUUACCAGCAAAAUGCAAGCAAUGUUCAUUCAGUAAGGAAAGGGGAGUUUAUGUUUUCACCAUUCCUUUUGCAUGUUAUGCGUUUUUAAACUUGUACCUAUUAUAAGAAAUGUUGAGAGAAUUUGCAAAGAAUUAACACAAUUGCUAGGUUUUGUGAACAAUAUGGUGGGUUGAGAAUUAGAAUUUUGUUGGUAUUAUUGCUGAGUUUCUGGUAUCAGUGAAGGACAAUGUACCCUGUUAGGUCAGCUGGUUAUGGUAAUGAAAGGUUGCAUUGAACACUCCCAGUCCUUGUUGAGUUAGCUGGCAUUAGCGAUAGCACUGAAGCAGGAGAGGGUAAUUGACCAGAUUUCUGAUGCUUAGUGCUGUUUAACGUUUCUGUUUAUGCAAUGUUCAAGUGUGUGGAUAGGCACUGUGAAAUGGAUCAACUGAACUGUGACACCGUGCCAUCUAUGGACAAGCAGUCUGCUCAUAUUUCAGAGUUGAAUUUCCAUGCAAGUUCUCCCACAUGUUAUUUCAUUCAAAAAUCUGUGACACUCCCUGAAAUAACGGCAGAAGCAUGAUUGGUGAUCAGGAGAAUCCCUGCUACAAAUUCAAAUCUUUUAAUGCCCAGUUUCAGACAUGCAGAUUGGGCACAUGGUGAGUUCACGGCAGACAACAAACACCAUGGUCUAUACCAGCUUAAGAAGACAGAGUUUUCAGUAGUGAAAGCAGAAGAACUGAUUGAAGAAAUGAAAUGAGACCAUUUUCUUUGGAAAUGUAAAAAGGUUCCAGUUUACUUUCCUGGACCCAUAUCUGUUGAUCAGUGUAAUUUCCCGGAGCUAAUAAGCUGCUUUCCAUUGGAUCAUGAUGGAGUUAGAUGUUUGGAAUUCAUGCCCUCGAUGGAGUUUAGAAAUUUAGCUCUAAGUAUUAGUUAUAUUACUCCUCAUUGAGGAGGUGAUGGAGCAAUGUAAUGUGACAGAACCGAAUACACAAUAGUGUAUACUUUUAUUAUCUAGAUUUUUAAGUUCCAGUUCCUUUAACACUCAUCAUUUACAUUGGGUUUAUCUCAACUCUGUUCUAAGUCUAACUGUCAAACCUUGGACCUUGACUGUUAACUCAGUGGUUAGCUUCAAUUUUUCAGUGCUACACGAGUCAUUAAUCCGUUGUGAAUUUGUUCGGUUUCAAUCUGUUUCAUGUAUAACAAUAUCACUCAUUUUCACAUUACUCUUGGAGAGAUUUUAACCCUUUGAAGAGUUUAUGCCUAGUUCUUCUGCCCUUGUUUUUGCACCUGGCCACACAACAUAAACUUAGGAAACAAUUGCAAGUGGAGUAUCGCAUUGCUUGUCUAAAAGAAGUCUACUGUUACAACUUGAACUGAGAUUCAGUAGAAACUGACACGAGAUGAUGUUCAUGAAGUGGAAAAUUUCACCUGAUUUACAAGUCUGAUUUUGUCACUAAAUACUUAGUGAUCAAUCAUUAUUUCUUUAAUAAUUAAAGCAGACAAUUCAGUAUAGUGCUGAGAGACUGUUAGAUUGUUAGAAGUUUUGCCCUUUAUUUGGGAAGUCUAUCUGCUUGUUUGUGCAGACAUUAAAAAUCUCAGGGCAUUUGUUAAAGCAGAGCAGUCUUUCAAGUGUCAUCACACUUUUUUAUUCACUUAAAAUCAGGCAUCAGCUGUCUCUCUCUCUCU
Rhincodon typus (whale shark) is the source of this 4146-nucleotide messenger RNA. RefSeq names its product transcriptional repressor CTCF-like. NCBI's taxonomy places the organism in Eukaryota, Metazoa, Chordata, Chondrichthyes, Orectolobiformes, Rhincodontidae. The record is from RefSeq and is a predicted model, not a curated record. Bases 326 to 2077 code for a protein of 583 amino acids. The transcript has 11 exons.